Molecule: messenger RNA, 785 nt
Organism: Populus trichocarpa (black cottonwood)
Lineage: Eukaryota; Viridiplantae; Streptophyta; Magnoliopsida; Malpighiales; Salicaceae
Product: pectinesterase inhibitor 3
Exons: 1
Coding region: 47-661 (204 amino acids)
Biological process (GO): negative regulation of catalytic activity
Molecular function (GO): enzyme inhibitor activity
Source: RefSeq, a predicted model, not a curated record
AGUAAUAGCAUCACUCACGCUCUCUUACACUACUACAGCUAGCCACAUGAAAGAGUUAGAAACAAUGUCUCCCCCUUUCUCUCUCUUUAACCUUCUCUUCAUCUUCAUUUCCUUCUCCACAUCUCCUUACUCCGCCGCUGCAAAGUCCCACAAUGCACCGCGAGAUCUAGUCCGUUCAUCCUGCGUCCACGCUAGUUACCCUAACCUCUGCCUCCGCACUCUUUCCUCUUAUGCAGGCCCUGCCAACACCCCACGUGACCUGGCCCAAGCAGCUGUCAAGGUAAGCAUUGCACGUGCCAGGAAAGUGUCAAACUACCUGAGCACACUCUCGGGUCUUAAGAAAAAGAGAGAGCGAGUUGCACUGAGUGAUUGUAUUGAGCAGAUAUAUGACUCGGUGGAUGAGCUGAGCAAGACACUGGGUGAGUUGAAGCAUUUGAGAGAGGAAACGUUUGGGUGGCAGAUGAGUAAUGCACAGACAUGGGUCAGCGCUGCUUUGACUAACGAGGACACGUGUCUUGAUGGGUUUCACGAAGUUGAAAGCAAAGCCAAGGAUGAUGUGAAGAGAAAGAUCACUAAUGUUGCUAGGGUUACUAGUAAUGCUUUGUACAUGAUUAAUCGUCUUGAUGAAAGUCGUGGGAGGCCAAAGCUGGGACGUCAUUGAAUAUGGAAAGCUUCUGUGAUUUGUAAUAUAUCUUUGUAUUUUGCACCCCUUUUUUUUUUAAGUGUUUUUAUAUAUGGAAGCUGUAUGUAAGAUUUCACCGACUUAUUAAUCCAGUUUGUGCCCA